Molecule: messenger RNA, 372 nt
Organism: Penicillium samsonianum
Lineage: Eukaryota; Fungi; Ascomycota; Eurotiomycetes; Eurotiales; Aspergillaceae
Exons: 2
Coding region: 1-372 (123 amino acids)
Source: RefSeq, a predicted model, not a curated record
AUGGCACCCAAUGUCGAAGAACACAGUGCAUUUUGUGCAGGCUUAAACGAAGGCUGCAUGGACUUGCUAGGCCUAGAUGCUUUCAGAUCCGCUUUACACUCUGGUAAACAGAUCUAUAUGGACAGACCCACACGGCAUCUUGUGGUCAGCUCAACAUUUCGUGGUCCGGUCAAGGUGAUGAAUUGGUACGACCUAUUGAGACUAGCCAGCCCGAGAAGUACAAUCCGCCCUGUCAAGAAGGAUCCGGCAAACGCAAAAGAGGACACAAAGGAGAUGACAAUUGUGGAAAUAGGCGAUCAAACCGCCUGGCGAACAAGGGAAAAAGAUGACUGGAGGAGCACUCAUCUUGUAGUGCUAGUUGCCCAUAGGUGA